Mangifera indica (mango) is the source of this 1938-nucleotide messenger RNA. RefSeq names its product probable LRR receptor-like serine/threonine-protein kinase At3g47570. The transcript has 6 exons. Bases 1 to 1914 code for a protein of 637 amino acids. Gene Ontology annotation, molecular function: nucleic acid binding; ATP binding; protein kinase activity. Gene Ontology annotation, biological process: protein phosphorylation; DNA integration. The record is from RefSeq and is a predicted model, not a curated record. Lineage: Eukaryota; Viridiplantae; Streptophyta; Magnoliopsida; Sapindales; Anacardiaceae.
AUGGACAUUGAUUAUGCUAUUAGGAAGGAUGAACCACCUACAGCUACAGAAACUAGCACUCAGAAUGAAAUUGCCCUAUAUGAACGUUGGGAGCGAUCUAAUCGCUUGAGUAUGAUGUUCAUCAGGACACGUAUAUCUGCUAGUAUUCGUGGUUCAAUCCCUGAGUGUAAUAAUGUUAGACAAUUACUGAAGGCUAUUGAUGAACAGUUUCUUGAAGAAAAUGGGAUUGUUGCCCAAUACACUAUGUCUGGUUCUCCAAACCAAAAUGGUGUAGCGGAAAGAAGAAACCGAACUCUAUUGGACAUGGUGCGGAGUAUGCUUAGCAGCUCCAAACUUCCUAAAUCACUGUGGGUAGAAGCUCUUAAAACAGCAGUGUAUAUAUUGAACCGAGUUCCAACAAAGGCUGUUUCUAAAACACCAUUUGAGUUAUUUAAAGGUUGGAAACCGAGUUUGCGACAUAUACGCGUUUGGGGAUGCCCGUCUGAAGUUUGCACAAGACCUGACAUUGCAUUUGCUAUUGGGAUAUUAGGAAGAUAUCAGAGUAACCCAGAGGUAGUUGGUUACUCCGAUUCAGAUUUUGCUGGCUGUAUUGAUUCAAGAAAAUCAACAUCUGCAUAUAUUUUCUUGUUUGCCGGCAGAGCCAUAUCUUGGAGGAGUGCCAAGCAGUCAUUGAUUGCUACAUCUACCAUGGAGGCUGAGUGCCCCAGAACUCCAUUUGCUAUAUGCUCCAAGCAAGUUCAUAAAAGGCAUACAAGUAAAAAAGUGGUAAUCUCUGUGAUUACUGCUGGUGUCAUAGUUGCAAUACUUGUUGUGGGUUCUUUCGUUUCAUGUUACAGAAGGAAAUCUUCAGAAAAAAGUGCCAUUACAUCUUCGAAUGACAAUCAGUUGCGUUUGUCUCUUUUUGACAUAGCAAAUUCAACUAAUAACUUUUCUGAUGAAAAUUUGAUUGGUGUGGGCAGUUUUGGUUAUGUGUAUGAACGUGUUCUUGCUAAUGACAGAAAAAUUGUUGCAAUUAAGGUGUUAAAAGUUGAACAACAAGGAGCCUUGAAAAGUUUCAUUGACAAAUGCAAUGCUUUGAAAAGUAUGCGACAUCAUAACAUCCUAAAAAUCAUCACUAUUUGCUCUAGUGUUGAUUCUGAAGGAAAUGACUUUAAAUGUUUGGCUUUUGAGUUCAUGGCUAAUGGAAGUUUGAACAAGUGGCUUCAUCCGAAUCCAGACGAGCAACCUGCUGGAAUCAAGAAAUUGAGCUUUAUGCAGAGGUUGAACAUAGCAAUUGAUGUUGCUUCUGCUUUCGAUUAUCUCCAUAACCAUUGUGAGAUACCAAUUAUGCAUUGUGAUUUGAAGCUAAGCAAUGUCCUAUUUGAUGAAGAUAUGACAGCCCACGUCGGUGACUUUGGAUUGGCCAGGUUCGUUUAUGAAUCUUCAGAUAAUACCUUGCAAAGUCAAAUAAUGUUAGGCGGUCUAAGAGGUUCCAUUGGUUACAUUCCUCCAGAGCAAAUGGAUGGCCAGGUUUCUAGGCUGGGAGACAUAUACAGCUAUGGUAUACUAUUAAUGGAGAUGUUUACAGGUAAGAAACCUACAGAUGAUAUGUUUAAAGAUGACUUGAACAUUUAUAAGUUAGUUUUAAUGGCUUUUCCAAAUCAUGUGAUGGAUAUCGUUGACUCAUCACUACUGUUUGAAGAAGAAAAUGGAGAUGGCGAAACAGAUGACGCAGUGAUGAGAAACUUGGAAUCUGAAAAAAAUAACGAAAGGAAAAUGGAAGAAAUGUUGGUUUCAGUGAUGAGAAUUGGACUCAUGUGCUCCACAACAUCUUCAGGAGAGCGGAUGACAAUGAAGGAUGUGGUCAACAAUCUAAAAUCUAUUAGAGACUCGUUUAUCAAGUCUGAGGAAACCAAAAGGCAAAGCAGGAGAUAAACUGUUAUCAACCUCUCUUAAUCC